GAAUGACAGGCGACCAUUUGCUGUCUCACUGUCAGUGCCUCUGGAGUCAAGCUGCAUCAAGAGGAGUUCUUCACAGAGCUGUUUCUAGGAUCUCUUGUUAGAUUCUUGAUUCAAAAGGUGAAAUGUCAACAAAAGUGCCAAGCAUUAAACUGAAAAUUGAUCCUCGGGAUCUGCAGAUCCAGACGUUUACAGUUGAGAAAUUAUUGGAACCAUUGAUAAUUCAGGUUACAACACUAGUGAACUGUCCACAGAAUCCUUCUAGUAAGAAAAAGGGCCGUUCCAAAAGAGCUUGUGUCUUGCUAGCUUCUGUGGAAAAAGCCACUUGGAAUCUGUUGGACAAGGGGGAAAAAAUCGCCAAGGAAGCAAUUGUGCUUAAAGAGGAACUUCAUGCAGCACUUGCUGAUGUCCAGAAAGAGAGUCAAGCCUUAAAGGUAUCAGCAGAGGCAUUUACCAGUGAUCCCUGCUAUCUGCCUAAGAGGCAGGCCGUUGUCCAAGCAGCACGAUCUUUGCUUACAGCUGUCACAAGGCUUCUAAUUCUGGCGGACAUGGUUGAUGUGGCAUACUUACUGGAACAUUUGACCGUGUUUCAAAGAACCUUCGAAUCUUUAAGAAAUGUAUCCAGUAAGUCUGAUCUACAGAAAACCUACCAGAAGUUGCAAAAAGAUCUGGAAAAUCUUGAUUAUUUGGCAUACAAACGUCAGCAGGAUUUGAAAUCUAGCAAUCAGCGAGAUGAAAUUGCUGCAGCACGUGCAUCCCUGAAGGAAAAUUCCUCUCUCCUACAUUCAAUAUGUUCAGCUUGUUUAGAACAUUCAGAUGUUGCAUCCCUUACAGCCAGCAAGGAUUCAAUUUGCAAUGAAAUACAGAAUGCUCUCAAUGUAAUUUCUAAUGCUUCCCAAGGAGUUGGCAAUAAAAUGGGACAACCAACAUCUCACACAGCUACUCUUGGAAGUGCACUUGAUGAGCUUGAGAAUUUAAUUAUCCUGGAUCCUCUUGUAGUGAAUGAAGAGAAAAUAAGGCCAUCACUAGAGAAACGUCUGGAAGCUAUUAUCAGUGGAGCGGCUUUGUUAGCUGAUUCUUCCUGCACGCGUGACUUUCAUCGAGAACGCAUCAUUGCUGAGUGCAAUGCUAUCCGGCAAGCUCUCCAAGACCUGCUUUCUGAAUACAUAAACAAUACUGACAAGAAAGAGAGAAGUAAUGCCUUGAAUGUUGCAAUAGAUAGCAUGUGCAAGAAGACAAGAGACCUCCGCAGACAGCUCCGUAAAGCCAUUAUAGAUCACAUCUCAGACUCCUUCUUAGAUACCACUGUUCCACUUCUAGUUCUCAUUGAAGCUGCUAAAAAUGGAAGAGAGAAAGAAAUAAAGGAAUAUGCUGCUAUAUUUCGAGAACAUACCAGCAGGCUUGUGGAGGUUGCUAAUCUUGCUUGUUCAUUGUCAACAAAUGAAGAUGGAAUGAAAAUUGUCCAAAUGGCAGCUAAUCACAUAGAGACUUUGUGCCCACAGGUAAUUAAUGCUGCUUUAGCUCUUGCUGCCAGACCAAAAAGUCAAGUUGUGAAAAACAACAUGGAGAUGUAUAGGAGUACAUGGGAGAAUCACAUCCAUGUUCUUACUGAAGCUGUGGAUGAUAUAACAAGUAUUGAUGAUUUUCUUGCUGUAUCAGAAAGCCAUAUUCUUGAGGAUGUAAACAAGUGUAUCAUUGCACUGAGAGAGCAAAAUGCAGACAAUUUAGAUCGUGCAGCUGGUGCAAUCCGAGGCCGUGCUUCAAGAGUAGCUCAUAUUGUUUCGGGUGAGAUGGACAAUUACGAACCAGGUGCUUACACUGAAGGAGUGAUGACAAACGUUCAGUAUUUGACCAAGAAUGUGAUUCCAGAGUUUAUUAGUCAAGUAAAUAUUGCAUUGGAGAGCUUAACCAAGAAUGCAGUGCAUCUGUUUGAUGAUAACCAGUUUGUGGACAUUUCUAAGAAGGUGUAUGAUACAAUUCAUAACAUCAGAUGCUCAGUCAUGACUAUUCGGACACCUGAGGAGCUAGAAGAUGUAUCUGACCUUGAAGAAGACCAUGAUGCACGUAGUCGUACAAGUAUUCAGACUGAAGGGAAAACGGACAGGGCCAAGAUGACUCAACUGCCAGAGGCUGAAAAGGAAAAGAUAGCUGAGCAAGUGGCUGACUUCAAAAAAGUCAAGAGUAAGCUUGAUGCAGAGAUUGAAAUAUGGGACGAUACCAGCAAUGACAUCAUUGUUUUGGCCAAGAGGAUGUGUGUGAUUAUGAUGGAGAUGACUGACUUCACAAGGGGUAGAGGACCACUGAAGAACACAUCUGAUGUAAUUAAUGCAGCAAAAAUGAUUUCAGAGUCAGGAUCAAGGAUGGAUGUCCUAGCACGGCUGAUUGCCAAUCAGUGUCCAGACCAAUCAUGCAAACAGGAUUUGUUGGCUUACCUAGAACAGAUCAAGCUGUACUCCCAUCAGCUCAAAAUCUGCAGUCAAGUUAAAGCAGAAAUUCAGAAUCUAGGUGGAGAGCUCAUCAUGUCUGCUUUGGAUAGCGUCACUUCACUAAUUCAGGCUGCCAAAAAUUUAAUGAAUGCUGUGGUGCAGACAGUGAAGAUGUCCUAUAUUGCAUCCACAAAGAUUAUCAAGAUUCAGAGUCCUACUGGCCCACGACAUCCUGUUGUGAUGUGGAGAAUGAAGGCUCCAGAGAAGAAGCCCCUAAUUAAAAGAGAGAAGCCAGAAGAAAUCUAUGCAGCUGUCAGAAAAGGUUCUGCAAAGAAGAGAAUCCAUCCUGUUCAAGUCAUGAGUGAAUUUAGAGGCAGAGAAAUAGUCUAAUAUUCUGCCACUUUUUGUGUUCCUAUCUUGAAUUUCUGAUUAUUUUCAUCUUUUUUUUCCCCUACUUAUUUAAUAUGUUAAUGUUUUGCUUUUCUCUAAAUCUGUAAGAUAACACUUGCUUGAAUUAUUUGAAAAUGCUGUUGGAUUAAUUAGAAGCACACAGUUGAAAAAAAUACCUGUUCUCUUGCACUGACAAACUAUCAUGUCUUUAUACUGGCAUGUUUUCAGCAGAGCACUUUGAGUGUAGUUGGAAAGGAGGAUGCAAUGAUGUGCCAACCUGCCCAAAGUCCCGCUGCAUUCACUAGGCUUAGGCAUUCCUUCACCAGCGAUGAAUGUGGCCAAUAGUAAACUGCAUGUAUCUUACGACAUACAGCUCUUCAAACAUUAUGCUGUUGGGCCAGAUCCUUUAUCAGCAUCAUUACACCGUGAUCAAAUCAGCUGGACUGCUUGAUGGUAGCUGAGAGCCUGGGCCCUUAACUUGUAUCUCGAUUGAAAGAUCUAAAGAUCUCCGCUCGUCCAAGGCCCAGCCUUGGAAAUGUAAGUUUGAAAAUGUUUGAUGAAACACAGAAAGUGUUCUAACAACAUAGAUGUAAUAAUGCAAUAAAAAAAGCAUUGACUGCAACACAGCAGUAAUAAUAGCUUUUCAAAAGGCCUUUUGAAACAUUAACAUUAAUCUAUGUUCUGCUUCCUACUCUAUUC
Molecule: messenger RNA, 3512 nt
Organism: Haliaeetus leucocephalus (bald eagle)
Lineage: Eukaryota; Metazoa; Chordata; Aves; Accipitriformes; Accipitridae
Gene: CTNNA3
Product: catenin (cadherin-associated protein), alpha 3
Exons: 18
Coding region: 123-2813 (896 amino acids)
Biological process (GO): cell-cell adhesion; cell migration
Cellular component (GO): adherens junction; fascia adherens
Molecular function (GO): actin filament binding; cadherin binding; beta-catenin binding
Source: RefSeq, a predicted model, not a curated record